CUCAGAGCCAAAAGAAUUCACACAGUGAGGACAAUGGGUGGAAACAAGAAGUAUGGGGCUCUUCGACAGGAUCAUGGCAACUUCUCCUGGGGCAGUGAAGCAAUCACACGUAAGACACGUGUCAUUGAUGUGGUGUACAACCCGUCCAACAAUGAGUUUGUGCGUACAAAGACACCGGUGAAGAGCUCCAUCAUACAGAUUGACUCUACCCCAUUUAGGCAGUGGUACGAAGCAAUGCUGAACAAAGUGCGUUCAAAAAAGACCCAGAAGAAAUACGAUGAGAGAAAGAAACAAGCCAAAGUGGAGCAAGCCUUGGAAGAACAGUUUGCCACUAGGAGAGUUCUUGCCAAGAUCUCCUCUCGGCCAGGACAGUGUGGCCGAGUGGAUGGUUACAUCCUCGAAGGCAAAGAGUUGGAGUUCUAUUCCAGGAAACUGAAGUCCAAGAAGGCUAAAUAA
Candidula unifasciata is the source of this 456-nucleotide messenger RNA. The record is from the annotation of a GenBank genome assembly. Lineage: Eukaryota; Metazoa; Mollusca; Gastropoda; Stylommatophora; Geomitridae.